UAACUUUCUCCUCUCACCUCGUGUUCACUUAGGUCAAAAACUUAGUGCUCAAAGAGGUAGAUAUAUAAGGAGAGUGUGAGACUGCUCAAACCCUAGACUCUGGUGCAAUUGCAAACUUAAAGCUGUCAAUUUUUAUCUGUUAGACAAUGAAUUCAAACAAUUGGUUAUCUUUUCCUCUUUCUCCUACUCAUCCUUCUUUACAUACCUCUCAUCCUCAACAGUUCUCUUUAGGGUUAGUCACUGAAACUAUGGAUAAUCCAUUUCAACCCCAAGAAUGGAAUCUUCUUAACAAUCAAGGCAGCAAUGAAGUACCCAAAGUAGCAGACUUCCUUGGUGUGAGCAAAUCCGAGAACCAAUCAGAUCUUGUAGCCUUCAAUGAAAUUCAGGCCAAUGACUCUGAUUAUCUGUUUCAAAGCAACAGUCUGAUGCCAAUGCAAAAUACUGUAGUAACAGCGUCCAGCAACAGCUAUGAGUUUCAGGAAAAUUCUAACACUAUGCAGUCGCUGACAUUGUCUAUGGGUAGUAGCAGUGGCAAGGGCUCUACCGGCGAAACCAGCGGCGAUAACAGUACUAAUACGGUUGAAGCAGUAGCUCCAAGAAGAACUUUAGAUACAUUCGGGCAAAGAACUUCUAUAUAUCGUGGUGUAACAAGGCAUCGAUGGACAGGACGGUAUGAGGCUCAUCUCUGGGAUAAUAGCUGUAGAAGAGAAGGUCAAUCUAGAAAAGGAAGACAAGAAUCAAGCAACAUGGUAAGAGCAUACAAGCAAGAGCAUGUUUACAAGCACCCAUGGGAGAGGGUAACUUCAGCAUCCUGGCGCAAGUUUACCGACCCUGAGAACAAGCAUAUUCUUUCACAUAUUGUUGAAGUUGACACUUUGAACCAGAAGGUUGAUUGUGAAUCCGGGAAGCUAUAUACUACUCGUGCUGUCACUGUGCAUGCUCCAGGACCAUGGUUCAUCCGUAAAAUUAUUCGGCAGGACAUUUGCCAUUGUGUUGAAUCCACAGUUGUUGAUGCUCGUACUCGGUCAAUGCAGCUUUCCAGCCGCAAUAUUAGUCUUGAGAAGUUCAUUGAGGUGGAGGAGAAGAUACGGUAUGAUCCUCACCCUGAAAAUCCUAAUGCAUGGACUCUUUGUCGGCAGGAGACGAGCAUACGGAUAAAGCCACUAUCUGCUUUGGCAUCAAUGGCAGAGAAGAUAGAACAAAGAUGUGUUGACAAGUUUCUACAAAAUAGUGCCAAGGGUAGGGAGGUCAUGGAGAGAAUCUGUAAAUAUCUUGAAGCUGAAUCUGGAGGGAUUUCCCUGUAAUUCUUUCUUGUUUUUGUUUUUUCACCUUACCAUAGCAUUAGAUCAUAGUUCUUUGGAGUCCCUUUUUGAGAGUAGAACUAAAGGAACAAAUAUACAAAUUAAGAUUGAUGGAUGUAUAAUAAUGGAGGAUUGACAUUGCAAUCAGUUUUGCUUGUGAGAGAAAUUUUGAAGUAGAUCAAUGCAGUCCGGAGAUUAUACACUUUA
Molecule: messenger RNA, 1508 nt
Organism: Mercurialis annua (annual mercury)
Lineage: Eukaryota; Viridiplantae; Streptophyta; Magnoliopsida; Malpighiales; Euphorbiaceae
Product: AP2-like ethylene-responsive transcription factor PLT2
Exons: 5
Coding region: 147-1304 (385 amino acids)
Biological process (GO): regulation of DNA-templated transcription; phospholipid transport
Cellular component (GO): mitochondrial intermembrane space
Molecular function (GO): DNA-binding transcription factor activity; phosphatidic acid transfer activity
Source: RefSeq, a predicted model, not a curated record